UCUUGUACAGUUGGCCUUGGAAGAAAGAGUUGUUCUGAGGAGCGGGCUCUCUCCCUCAACCAACGGUCGGCGGAUCCUGACGGGGGGAUCUAUAUACCGCAGUGUUCUCCUGACGGCAAAUAUAACAUCGUGCAAUGUCACAAAUAUUGCUGGUGCGCUGAUCGAGAAACAGGGAUGCCGCUUAAAGGCAUAAAAGCUAAACUGGCCUCUAAAGGCCCUCCGCAGUGCAAUAUUACAACAGAGCGUGAAAUGCCUGGUUGUCCAUUUGUCAAGAAAGCUAGGUUUUUAACUGGUUUACUGAAUAUGUUUGUGUCAGAGAUGAAGAACGAUUCCACGGGAAGUUCGAGUGACACGAACACUAAUGAAUCUGACUACCAGAAGGCUGCCAGAUGGAAGUUCAAAAGUCUGGAUAUGAAUAAAAACAUGAACUUGGACAGGAGAGAAGUGAAAAAAUUCCGCAAACUUAUACCAAAACAGAAAGAAACUAGAAAGUGUAGCAGGAAUUUUCUCAGAUAUUGUGACGAAAAUACAAAUAAGAAAAUAACUUUAGAAGAAUGGUUAAGCUGUACAAACUUAAGCGACUAUGGCUUAAUCGUUUCAGAGAGUCCACGAAGAAAAGGUAAAAAUCCUCUCAGAGAAUACUUAAAGCCAAGUUAACAUUGAAUUUCGCCCAAUAAAAUAACAAAAACAUUCUGAAGAGUGAAGUACUUCAGUGACGUCGCUGCUUCAGCGGAAGCGUGAAUGCCCGGAUGCAGCCAACAUAUUCCUCGCAAAGCUGCGUUAUUGUUGACCUAUAUAAAUCAUGUGAUCUCAGAAAGCCAACAAUAUUUGUGACAACCUGUGACGUCACCCUAAAAGUUGAUGUUUGCAGCAAUGUCCAACUUAGUCCCAAGCAGAAGUAUUAGAUAGUUAAAUAUCAACUCCAAUCACUGUUUAUGAUUUGUUGGUAAUUUAAUAUUUGUGUUCUUUGUUAUUUCCAUGUCAGCCUAAAUGGUUUAUAAUGUGUAUUUAUUACGUUCUAAUAGUGGCAUUGUUUUAAUUGUGGGUCUGUUAUAGAUUUGGAACACUUAGUAUAAUGGACUUUGUCUGAGAGAAACAGAGCUGUCAGUUAAAUGCCUUCUGUUCGUACUGUACACAAAUUUAGCGAUGAACAUUUACUUUAAUAUAUAUUAAAGUUUCAAAAUAAACUAUCCCAAUAAUUCACAAGCAUGUUUUAAUUGUAUAUUAACGUUGAAAGGCAAUGCAAUUGAGAUAUGGUAUAUAAUAUUUAGUUCACGGAAAUGGUUGUCUGAAAGUUUCCGUAAAAUUAAAACUUUAUGAUUUUGCCAAUCACACAAGGAUCUAUUUAUGAAGAUUUUCAGUAGACUUCAAUUCAUCAUUCUUUUUACAUCCGCUGAUCACAAGACGAUUUUUUAUGUUUAAAAGAAAAAUGUUUACUGUUUACUUAUUAUGUAUUUUGACAGGCAAGAUUCCAUUAUCAUUUAUCAAUAAAAACCGUGCAUUUUUUCUAUAGUUUUUAGUUACACGAAUAUUGAAUUUGGUCAGAAAACUAAAAAUGUAGAGUAUAGGAAGCAUUUUGUUAAUUGUAUGUCCAUGAACAUCUAUUGUUACAUUAUUUGUAAAUUUUAUUCAUUUUGUCGUAUGUACAUGCAUGUUUCUGAACGGGAUUCAGAGUUGUUGUGUCAUAAAAUGUUCUUUAAUUUAAUUAAAAACGAUUGACCAAG
Molecule: messenger RNA, 1724 nt
Organism: Saccostrea cuccullata (small rock oyster)
Lineage: Eukaryota; Metazoa; Mollusca; Bivalvia; Ostreida; Ostreidae
Product: SPARC-related modular calcium-binding protein 1-like
Exons: 5
Coding region: 175-657 (160 amino acids)
Biological process (GO): extracellular matrix organization
Cellular component (GO): basement membrane
Molecular function (GO): heparin binding; extracellular matrix binding; calcium ion binding
Source: RefSeq, a predicted model, not a curated record